Messenger RNA from Trypanosoma theileri, 675 nucleotides. RefSeq lists its product as uncharacterized. NCBI's taxonomy places the organism in Eukaryota, Euglenozoa, Kinetoplastea, Trypanosomatida, Trypanosomatidae. The coding region runs from base 1 to 675 and encodes 224 amino acids. The record is from RefSeq and is a predicted model, not a curated record. The transcript has a single exon.
AUGAUGAUGAUGAUGCGUCGUGUGAUGUGUGUGUUGGCCGUUGUGCUGUGCUGCGCCUGCGGGUAUACCAUGACGGCUGCUGCUCAUACUACUACUGUUAAUGCUGGACAGCCAAAGGAGAAGUUUCAUGAUGUUGUUGGCUGGGGUGGUAUUCCUUAUGCUACAAAAGAUGAGAAGAAAAAAAUGUUGCAAAAGUUGUGUGAGACGAACAAAUCAGCUGUGUUUGAUAACUUUACUUGUAAGGAUCUGGAAAAGCCACCAUUGGCCUCGACACCUGCACUAAGUGCCCAAGAUCGUCCAUCCCCCGGACCCGAAGAUGGGAAUCAGGGUAACGAUUCGCACGAGGCGGAGGCGACGAACGGUAAUCAUGGUGAGGCUGCAUCACAUGCGGCACAUUCCUCUGCAGGUGGGACUACAACAGAAAGCCAAACUCAAGAGUCUACUGCCGCAACGGAAUCAGAAGAAACCACUUCCACUACUCUGCCGAGCACCGCAAACACUGUCAGUGACGCACCAACCACCACUCCAUCUACUGUACCCAACGCAGAGAUCACCUCUAUUGCCUCUAAUAUGCAGAACAAGGCUAAUGUUGACAGCAGUGUCAGUCCUGUGUGGAUGCGCACUGCAGCACCGCUGCUGAUUAUGGUUGUGUUGUUCUCCGUUACUGUGUACUGA